AGAAAGAAAGUGAAUUGGCCGUGUUGCCGCGCAACGCGGUGACAUCAUCCAAACGCGGAAGUGGAAUGUUACUGUUACAGUGAAAGUGAAAACACGAGGAACUCAAGUCAUGUUAUCAUCCAAGAAUCAAAUACAGUCCAGCAGCCUGGCCAGAUAUCUAGAUGGAGAAUUCUGGGAGAUUAAACAUGCUUUUCGUGACGCGAUUUCAACGUGUGAACUGUUUCAGUCCAGCAGUUAUGAACUGACUCUGGAUCAGUGCAGAGACCUGACUGCAGAGAGGCUAUAUCACAUGUUAAGACUGCCUUUCAUGAAAGAACACCUUCGAAAUCAGCUAAAAGAGAAGCAAAAAGGCUUCAUAAACAAGAGUUUAGGCAUCACUGAGAUCAUCUGCUCCGCUGACAUGGCCACAGGAGUCAAGCUCGGUGUUGUGUGUGGACUGUACGGAGGUGCUGUCAGUAAUCUAGGCAGUCCAGAGCAGAAGAUGAAGUGGUAUCUCCCUGUUUCAGAGUUACAGUUUACAGGGAUGUUUGCGAUGACUGAGAGGGGCCACGGUAGCAAUGUUCGAGGCAUUAUCACUGAGGCCCGAUACGAUCAAUCCACACAGGAGUUUAUUAUUCACACACCUUCCGAAGAUGCUCAGAAAAUGUACAUCGGUAACGCAAUGAAAGGAAACUAUGCUGCUGUGUUUGCUCAGCUCAUUAUAAAUGGAGAAUCUCAGGGUCCCCACUGCUUUAUUGUACCAAUCCGUGAUCAGAACGGGUUCAUGUGGCCAGGAGUGACGACCAUUGACAUGAAGCACAAGGAAGGUCUGCAUGGAGUCGACAAUGGCAUUUUGAUAUUUAAUAACGUUCGCAUACCACGGGAAAAUCUGCUGAGAAAGUUUGGUUCUGUAUCAGCUGAUGGUUCGUAUUCGUCUCCCAUCCUCAGUAAAAGCAGUCGCUUCAAUGCAAUGCUUGCUGCUCUGACGCCCACCCGCCUGGGUCUCACCGUACAAGCCAUGGCUGCCAUGAAGUUGGGGCUCGUCAUUGCAGUACGCUACAGUCACAGUCGCAGACAGUUUGGCCCAAAGGAUCAGGAUGAGGUGAAGAUCAUUGAGCACCAAACGCAGUAUCUGAGACUGAUGCCACACCUGGCUGCUGCCCUCGCUCUCACCUUCACCACCAGAUACGCUGCAGGUUUGAUGGAUGAGGCUUUGUGUCAGGGUCAGGACCUUCAAAGCAAUCGCACUCUGCAAGCUCUUGUCGCAGGACUCAAAGCCUACAGCACGUGGGAGAACGUCGCGUGUCUGCAAGACUGCCGUGAGUGUACUGGUGGCAUGGGCUUUAUGAUGGAAAACCGCAUUCCGUCUCUGAAGUGUGACUCCGACGUCUUUGUCACAUUUGAGGGCGACAACAUGGUCAUGCUUCAGGUGGUGGUACGAGAGCUGCUGACCCAAUACACCAAACUGAUGGGGAACAACUUGGUGAUGGGACUGAUUAGAAACUGGACCAGCUCAGUGUCAGACAGCCUUAGAACCAGCUUUCUUGGCUUCAGUGUGGACAAAGUAGGAGACCUAAUGUUCCUGCUGAAAGCGGUGAGCUACAGGGAAAGGGUAUUACAGCGUAGCCUGGCAAGUCGACUUUACAAUAAGGUAGAGAAAAACAAAGAUGAGUUUUUCAUGGCCUGGAACGCUUGUUUACAUCACGUGACCACUUUGGCUAUGGCACACAUACACAGAGUGACCUUGGAGCAGUUUGCUCUCGCCGUACGAGAAUGCCAUAUCAAAGAGGACCGUGCCCUGCUCACCAAGUUCUGCCUUCUUCACGGCACUAGUCUGGUGUAUCAGGAGAGAGCCUGGUAUCUGGAGCACAACUACCUGACCCCCAACACCAGUCGACAGAUCCGCAGCCAGCUUUUGGAGCUGUGCAGAUCGGUGAAGGAUGAUGCGCUGAAGGUGGUCGAUGACUUCAACAUCCCGUCCUGCUGCAUCCAGGCCCCUAUCGCUGGAGUCGCCAGUCCCGGGGCCGAAUGGGCCUUCUACCCGCAGCCACAGUCUAAGCUCUGAAAGAGAGAAUGAACAUGGCUUUAUGAGGAUGUGGAAGAACGAUGGAGUGAUUUCAGGUUGCUGGAUGGUCUUUCACAUUGGGUGGGAGUGAUGAGGGACUAACUGGAUGUGGUCAAAGCACUUUCGAAUGCAUAGCUGAUGUUUUAUGAUUAAGCAUCAUGCUUUGUGCCAACAAGAGUGGUAGAACUUGCUGCUACUGGCCAAGGCCUUAAAAAAUUAAAUAUACUAUAGGCACAACACUACUUUUUCCUUGUUCACUCUUAAAAAUAAAGGUUCCAAAGGGACGGGUUUGUAACAAUGCCACAGAAGAACCAUUUUGGGUUCCACAAAGAACCUUUCAGUGAACGGUUCUUUAAAGAACCAUUUGUUGGAGUAAAGAACAUCUCAAGAACCUUAUUUACCAUUCAAAGAAAAUUUUGUCCAAUAAUGUUCCAUGGAUGUUAAAGAUUCUUUAUGAAAGCAAAGAUGCCAACAAAGAACCUUUCAUUGAACAUUUUUUUAAAAUAACUAUUUUUCCUAAGUGUGAAAAACAUCUAAAAGAACCUUAUUAUUACACUAUAAAGAACCUUUUGUCCAAUGGAAAAGUUUAAUGGAUGUUAAGAGCUCUUCAGUGCCAAUUAAGAAGCUUUAUUUUUAAGGGUGUGUGAAGAAGGGAAUUCAAGAAGAAGGGAAACAGGUUCUAAUUUUUUCCCCUUCAUUUCUUCAGUGAUUUUAGCUGAAAGGAUUUCAAAUAAACACCAGCCAUACAGGAAUCAAAAUUCUCCAAACGCACUAAACAUCUUGCACUUAGGUAACAGCUGUAACAGCAUAAAGAAGUGCCAAGAGGCAGUUUUUUUUUGUUGAAUACCGUGUUGAGAAAAGGCCAAAUAAAAUUAGUCAUCACAUGACACUCAGAUAUCAAAUGUUUAUGUAAUUGCACAUAUGUUGAGUAACAGUAACCACAAUAAUAUGUUGGACAGACUAUAAUUUAUUACUGCUGCUAUAGUUUUUAAUGCCAUUAUCAACUGCCAUACAUGUACCUUUAUUUACCAUUUGAGCCGAAUAAAGGUAAACAAUUUAGGUAUAAUCUGCUCAGUCUGGGUCUUCAAAGGGAUGUUCGUUUAUGGUUUUGUCAUACACUAAGUUUAAGGACCAAACUACCAAUUAUCUUAUUCAGGUUUUCUUGAAAAAUGUCCAUAUCUGUUUUAAUAAGUUUUUUUUUUUUGUUUUCGUAAAAAUGUCAGUUUGUUUACUUCUUACUAAAGUCUGCAAACAUCGCAAUUCCAUAAUAUUCUGCAAAUAAAUUGUUGCAUUCCCUGAUAUUUCCAGGCUUUCUGCACUUGUCAAUGUAAACUAAGGGAAGACUGGAUAUUUACUGGAUAUUUAGAGUUAUUUUCCUAAUUGUUUUUGUGUUUGCGUUGUGCAUGUUGUCCUAUUGUGCCACAAACUGUGGAUAAUUUAAUUAAUAACAGAAUAAAAUGUGUACCA
This is a messenger RNA of Onychostoma macrolepis, 3511 nucleotides long. RefSeq names its product acyl-CoA oxidase-like (gene acoxl). The record is from RefSeq and is a predicted model, not a curated record. Gene Ontology annotation, molecular function: FAD binding; fatty acid binding; acyl-CoA oxidase activity. Gene Ontology annotation, cellular component: peroxisome. The transcript has 19 exons. Gene Ontology annotation, biological process: lipid homeostasis; fatty acid beta-oxidation using acyl-CoA oxidase. Bases 110 to 2044 code for a protein of 644 amino acids. Lineage: Eukaryota; Metazoa; Chordata; Actinopteri; Cypriniformes; Cyprinidae.